Molecule: messenger RNA, 1035 nt
Organism: Protomyces lactucae-debilis
Lineage: Eukaryota; Fungi; Ascomycota; Taphrinomycetes; Taphrinales; Protomycetaceae
Exons: 1
Coding region: 1-1035 (344 amino acids)
Source: RefSeq, a predicted model, not a curated record
AUGCUGGCUCAGAAAUCAACCCCAAGUCUUCAUCCUUUGGCGUGGCUACUGUGCUUGACGUGGAGUGCCUUAACUCUGGUGCUGAAUUGUUCCGCACACAAAGCUGGGAAGUGUAAUGGCUACUGGCUAGAGCUCAAGAUUUUUCCCCUCACUGGACAUCGAGUGUCCGAUUCCGAUUGUCGAUAUCAGCUCAAGAGCAGAUGGGACGAUGAGACACCUGAUGCAUCGAAGCCCUGGCUGAACAACAAUGGUCAGCACACUUAUGGCACCUUCCCUGUUCGCAAUCAAUCCUACAAGCUUCCAGACAAUCAUAGUCGUGCAGGCUACACCAACUGCUAUCUGAUCGACAAGGAUGAAGCCUGCCCGCAUGGCGAGGCUGCGAACAAGGAGGCCGAGAAUUGGUUCCAAAUCGAUCCAGAGCACAACGGCGCAACCCUUGGAAUUUUCUGCAUGUUCUUGGUCAGCUUCAGCAAAGAUUUAGGAUCCGACCUGUUGCCGAACAACAAGCGUCCAGGAACAACUGUGGACUGGCACGACGCUGGCAAACAUCGUGAUCACCUAUGCGAGCUUGAGUACAACGUCCUUGCCCCGGUGAAUGCCUACUGGCUCACGUCUUACCCGCCUGGCACCAAAUUGGUGGAAGAUGAGUGCCCUUACGAGCUUCAGAGCGCACCUGUCGACCCUCAAGGGUAUCCUGUGCUGCAAAAAUCGCCACAACUUGGGAGUACUAGUAGCACGUUAUGCCGCUACAUCAAGGCGGACCCCAGAUGCAAGGUCGAUCCUCUGAUCCGUCCCAACGAUUACUUCCAAGUCACUGGUCCUGAUGGAACACCUCAGCUGGGCAUAUUUUGUGUUCUUUACUAUGAUGUAAGUAAUCCACGGUCUCCUUCACCACCAAUAGAUGCGUAUUCAGGGACAACCGAUCAAUCACAGUACUUUCCGAUCUGGAAGUACGAUGUGAGCAGCUCUUCGUGGAUACAGGGUACAUCAGGUUAUAUGGGCGAGGCAGAUACGCCUUACGUCUAUCCUGCUUGA